Messenger RNA from Ceutorhynchus assimilis (cabbage seed weevil), 471 nucleotides. The record is from the annotation of a GenBank genome assembly. NCBI's taxonomy places the organism in Eukaryota, Metazoa, Arthropoda, Insecta, Coleoptera, Curculionidae.
AUGAUGAAAGCUGGUAAUAAUCAAAAAAUUGAUUAUAUUCCAGAUUGGUUUCCUGGAUGGCCUCAACAUCAACAUUACAAUAAACAGCCCAACGACGACGGCCUCAGCGAACAGGAUUGCGUCGAAGUUCGCAGAACUUACACCCUGCCAUCGGCUUCGGUCAGCUUGGCACCGGGAUUUAUGUGGAACGAUCGGGAUUGCGCCACAAAUAAUUAUUUUAUUUGUGAAAAGCUACAAAACGACGAAACUAUUGACGAAAAUCCUGAAUGCAAUCGCACCCUGAAACUGGCAAGACAAACUCCCAGAACUACGAUUUCGAGUCCUGGAUUUCCCCGGCAUUAUCCAGACAAUGCCGAUUGCGAUACUAACAUUAUCGCUCCAUCUGGAUAUAGAAUAGUGCUGGACUUUGACGAAUUGGUAAUCGAAAACGAACCCAGGCAAGUUGUUCAAUAUAAUUAUGAAAUAUUUUAG